Molecule: messenger RNA, 576 nt
Organism: Schistocerca cancellata (South American locust)
Lineage: Eukaryota; Metazoa; Arthropoda; Insecta; Orthoptera; Acrididae
Product: cuticle protein 16.5-like
Exons: 2
Coding region: 46-501 (151 amino acids)
Source: RefSeq, a predicted model, not a curated record
UACAUUUCGGCAGCGGCAGUAGCAGCAGCAGGAACUCCCCCAACCAUGAACACCCUGAUCGUCCUUUGCGCCGUCCUGGCCGUCGCCGUGGCUAAGCCCGGCUACCUGGGCGCCGCCCCCGCCGCAGUCGUCGCGCCCGCGGCCUACGCCGCCCCCGCGGUGGUGGCCGCCCCCGUGCACGCCGGCUACGCAGCCUACGGCCCCGCCCCCGUCGCCGUCCGCUCUGACGGCUACCUGCUGGACACCCCUGACGUUGCCGUCACCAAAGCCGCCCACCUGACCGCCGUCGCCCAGACCCAGGCCCGUGACGCCGUCGUCAACGGCGCCGCCGCCCUGGCCGCCCACGCCGCCCACGCCUACGCCGCCCACGCUUACGCCGCCCCCGCUGUAGCGUACGCCGCCCACGCUCCAGUGGCGUACGCCGCCCCCGCCGCCUAUGCUGCCCCCGGUGCCCUCGCAGCUGCCGCCCACCUCCACGCCAAGGCUGCUCUGCUGGGCUGAAAUGUCUGAUUAAUCUUCCCUUCAUAACGUCUCUAUCUAUGUCGUAUAAAAAUAAAUAAAACAUCACAAAACAAA